AUGCGUUUAAAUAUUUUAAUAAAUUCGUUUUUAAAGCCUCGAAGUAGGCAAUUUAUUAGAUAUAUAUCCGAUGAAUACACGCCAAAGGCGCUUAGAAGUUUAAAAGGGAAAUCAACUAGGAAUACAGUACAAUAUUAUGUCGAUUCGUGUAGAGUAAGGACAGUAGCAGGAAACGGUGGCGAUGGCUGCAUUUCUUUUCUCAGUGUGUGGUGUAAGGACCAUGCGGGGCCGGAUGGAGGUGACGGGGGACACGGCGGGCAUAUUAUUUUUCAGGCUACCCACACAGUGAAAAGCUUAAACCACUGCAGAUCGGUGAUAAUAGCAAAGAACGGAGAGAGAGGCUUCAACAAAGACUGUACUGGCAAGAACGCACAACACAUUGUAAUACCCGUGCCUUUAGGCACCAUAGUGAAGGACGACGCUGGCCGCGUGGUGGGCGACCUCAGCGCGGAAGGAAUCAUGUUUGUGGCGGCGAGAGGCGGCGCCGGGGGGAGGGGAAAUAAGUUCUUCCUUACUGACACUGAGCAGGCGCCCGACGUAGCCGAGCUGGGCGCGAUUGGCGAGACCCGCACGUACUCGCUGGAGGUCCGCUCCAUGGCGCACGUGGGCCUGCUGGGCUUCCCCAACGCGGGGAAGAGCACCCUCCUCCGGGCUUUGACCAGGGCCCGACCCACCGUGGCCCCUUACCCGUUCACUACGCUCCGACCUCACGUUGGAAUGAUUCCCUACGAUGACUACGAGCAAGUAGCUCUAGCAGAUUUACCAGGUUUGAUUCCUGGCUCACACAAAAAUUACGGCCUAGGCAUUCAAUUCCUCCAACACGUGGAGCGCUGUCGCGGUCUCAUCUACCUCCUGGAUGGAACGAACGACCCCUUACAUCAAUACGAAAACCUGGCAUACGAAAUAUCACAAUAUAACACUAAUUUGGCGCACAGACCGAGCUGUAUUGUUGUAAAUAAAAUCGAUUUGGUCGAAGGGAAGCGGGGGUUGGAGGACUUUAAACGGGGAAUUGGGGAAAUUAAUGAGGGGGUACGUGAAAUAAACAAAAGGAUUGAAGGAGUUGGUGAAAUAAAUGAAGACUUAAAAGAUGCGAACACGAAGCAAUUAGAAAUGAACAGGAGGGUUCAGGAAACGAGUGAGGGGCUUGGGCAAAUAGUGUUAGGGGUUUCGGCGAAAACUGGUCUGAAUUUAGGUGCGUUGUUGAAAGUGAUCAGACAAAUAUAUGACAGAGGCGAUUGUUCGUGAGUUUUACUUUAAUGU
This is a messenger RNA of Hyposmocoma kahamanoa, 1260 nucleotides long. Its product is annotated as mitochondrial ribosome-associated GTPase 2. NCBI's taxonomy places the organism in Eukaryota, Metazoa, Arthropoda, Insecta, Lepidoptera, Cosmopterigidae. Gene Ontology annotation, cellular component: mitochondrion. Gene Ontology annotation, molecular function: GTPase activity; magnesium ion binding; GTP binding. The record is from RefSeq and is a predicted model, not a curated record. Bases 1 to 1245 code for a protein of 414 amino acids. The transcript is spliced from 6 exons.